GAACGCUUUUCAUCAUGGCAGACGUGGCAUUAGGAGUUUAAUGUAAAUUAAAAACAAUUCAAUCCUUUUGUCUCUUCCUUUGCUUCGACAAAAGAAAAUUGAAAAGAAAGAAAAACUUUAGAAAUGACAUUAUUUCAUGACUAUGUUCCGUUUAAAUGUCUCCUGUUGUUUCUUGUAUUAUAUAUACUAUCAACACAUGGAAUGAAAACAACAGAACGGAGAGAGUUGAGGGACCAAGUUAUUGAGAUGUUUAAUCAUGCAUACAAUUCUUAUAUGAAACAUGCCUAUCCUGCUGAUGAACUGAUGCCUCUCAGUUGCAAAGAGCGCUAUCGAGGUCAAGAAAAAUCACGAGGAGAUAUAGAUGAAUGCAUGGGCAAUUUCUCCCUAACCUUGAUAGACUCUCUGGAUUCACUGGCUAUACUUGGUCAGUUAGAAGAAUUUGAAAAUGCUGUUCAGCUGGUGAUCAAAAACACAAAGUUUGAUAAUGAUGUUGUUGUAUCUGUUUUUGAAACUAACAUUCGAGUUUUGGGUGGGCUGUUAGGAGGUCAUGUAGUUGCAAAUUUGUUGAAGAAAACACGAAAAGGUAUGCUUUGGUAUAACAACGAAUUGCUUGCAAUGGCACAUGAUGUAGGCAUACGUUUACUUCCUGCCUUCAAUACUACAACUGGGAUUCCUUAUCCAAAAGUAAAUUUGUUACACGGUAUUGAUGCUGAUCUUAGAAGCAGGCAUAAAGAUACUUGUACUGCUUGUGCUGGAACUAUGAUUCUGGAAUUUGCAGCUCUUAGCCGAUUGACUGGUGACUUUGUAUUUGAGGAGAAAGCACGUAAAGCAAUGGAUUAUCUUUGGCAACAGCGCCAUCGGGUCAGUGAUUUAGUUGGCACUGUAAUAAAUAUUCACAAUGGAGACUGGGUUCGUAGAGUUUAUAUAUAUCCUACACGACUAGGUGAAAAGCGCUUUAUUUAAUAUGUGACAUUAAGA
This is a messenger RNA of Octopus bimaculoides (California two-spot octopus), 978 nucleotides long. RefSeq names its product ER degradation-enhancing alpha-mannosidase-like protein 3. Lineage: Eukaryota; Metazoa; Mollusca; Cephalopoda; Octopoda; Octopodidae. Gene Ontology annotation, molecular function: mannosyl-oligosaccharide 1,2-alpha-mannosidase activity; calcium ion binding. Gene Ontology annotation, cellular component: membrane; endoplasmic reticulum. The record is from RefSeq and is a predicted model, not a curated record. Gene Ontology annotation, biological process: carbohydrate metabolic process; mannose trimming involved in glycoprotein ERAD pathway; endoplasmic reticulum mannose trimming.